This is a messenger RNA of Melitaea cinxia (Glanville fritillary), 914 nucleotides long. RefSeq lists its product as uncharacterized. The coding region runs from base 60 to 506 and encodes 148 amino acids. NCBI's taxonomy places the organism in Eukaryota, Metazoa, Arthropoda, Insecta, Lepidoptera, Nymphalidae. The transcript is spliced from 3 exons. The record is from RefSeq and is a predicted model, not a curated record.
GCGUAAAAUAUAUUGUGUCGCAUUCGAAUUUCUAAGCGUAUUGAAAAUAGUCGACGAGAAUGAAAAACAGAGUGAUGUAUCUAAUUAUUGUUUUGUUCACUGGUUUAAUAGUAAGUGUUUGUGGUGAUGAAGAUUUUGCUCUCGAUGAUAAUUCCCUUUAUUUUGGCUUAUUGAAUGGCGAUGAAGAUACUGGCGUCGGUAGAGAUGACAAGGUUGAAACUGUUCAAGAAGAACAACCCAAACUAAUAGAUGGAUUAUGGAAGUGCGGCAAUUGUACUAAUAUAAAUGAAUCAAAGGUUUUAUUCAGCGAAACCUUAGAGCUUGACACAAACUAUGAGGAUACUGGAUACGAAUUACAGAUUGAAUUGGCGGUAAACAAUAUGAGAUGUAUUAUUAUAGAUGCUGGGGCGAUUGAUGUACGGCGAAUAUCCGGCGCGUGCGCUGGUGGAGAUGUGACCUUGAGUAUUACUCAAAACUGUACCGUUGAUGUGAAGAUAUACGAAUAAUAUUGUUAUCUAGGCAUUAAGUUGAAGGACUUGUGAUAGAUUCUUUAAUCUUAGAAAAAAAAAACAUGAUUUUCAAGAACUAUUAUGUAUAUCAUAAACUUAUACUAUCACUUCACCCUAUCACAGUCCACUGCUGGACAUAGGUCUCCAUAAGUUCGCGCCAAAAAUGGCGUGAACUCAUGUGUUUCUACCAUAGUCACUACGCUGGGCAGGCAGGUUGGUGACUUUGGUGGCAUUGUCGCACUGAAGACGCUUAAGUAACUUAAACUUAUAUAUUAACUUACUAACUUAAACUUAUAUAAUUAAGCUUAUAUAUACUACAUAAAUGUAUUUAAGCUGUAUAUGAACCAACCAAUAUCUGUGUAACGUAUGUAUUAAAUAUUUUUUAAUAUUAUUUCUAAAAAAAAA